GUUCCUUCUCAUACCUUGAUGGGUAUCCCACUCAGUGCUUCAUUCUUGCCUCGAUCUCCACUUGGUGAAGCUUGCUCAAGAAUGGACUUGACUGCAAUACAUGAGAUCUUAGAGAAGACUGGGUAUAAAGAUGACGAGGGAGUGGCAAAUGAGCUUUCUUUCCAAAUGUGGACCGACCAAAUGCAGGAUGCAUUGAAUUCAAAGAAAGAGGGUGAUACAGCUUUCCGGCAUAAAGAUUCCAAAACUGCAAUCGAGUGCUACACACAGUUUGUCAAUUUUGGACCCAUGGUUUCUCCGACGGUUUUUGCUCGCCGUAGUUUGUCUUAUCUCAUGAAUGAGAUGCCGCAGGAAGCAUUAAAUGAUGCAAUGCAUGCCCAAGUCAUUUCUCCAGUCUGGCACAUUGCUUCCUUUCUACAAGCUGCCUCACUUUUUGCUCUUAAAAUGGAUAAUGAAGCACAAAUAGCACUUAACGAGGGUGCAGUUCUUGAAGCCAAAAGGCAUUCAAAUGCUGGACAAUAAACCAAUUGCUUUUGCAUAUUUGUAAAUCUCCUUUUUCUGGUUCUUUCAAUCGCUUCUUUCGUGACAACAAGCAUGGCAGCAUCUACUAAAAAGUCUGCUUCAAAUACUGAUGAUUGAUGAAGAAAUGAAGGAGUUAAGGAUUCAUUUCUCUUAUGAUUCGAUUCCGAAAACUGAUGUAGAUGACUAAGUUUGGGUGAAGAUUUUGGUAUUGUUAUUUUCUUUCUUUUGUUCUUUGAGUGGAUAAUAUAUGCAGUUUUUUUUUUUUCUGAUUUGAGCAAUUGUGCAAAAAACUUGGUUUUCAUUUGCAUUUUGUAAAGAAGGAUAUCUG
Molecule: messenger RNA, 847 nt
Organism: Ilex paraguariensis (yerba mate)
Lineage: Eukaryota; Viridiplantae; Streptophyta; Magnoliopsida; Aquifoliales; Aquifoliaceae
Source: the annotation of a GenBank genome assembly